This is a messenger RNA of Lontra canadensis (Northern American river otter), 4931 nucleotides long. RefSeq names its product zinc finger protein 585A. The transcript has 5 exons. Gene Ontology annotation, molecular function: RNA polymerase II cis-regulatory region sequence-specific DNA binding; DNA-binding transcription factor activity, RNA polymerase II-specific. NCBI's taxonomy places the organism in Eukaryota, Metazoa, Chordata, Mammalia, Carnivora, Mustelidae. The record is from RefSeq and is a predicted model, not a curated record. Bases 210 to 2840 code for a protein of 876 amino acids. Gene Ontology annotation, biological process: regulation of transcription by RNA polymerase II; central nervous system development. Gene Ontology annotation, cellular component: nucleus.
GGUCCUCGAAAGCUUUUUGGCCGCUGGUGUCCGGAGUUUCUCUGCAUUUUAAUUCCGAGAGGUCUCUGAGGUUUUUUUGGUGUCUCUAGGGAGCCCCUGGGUUAGAUCUUUCUCCAGACUCCAGCCUGCCUGUCUCCAGCAGCUCUGCUUGAGUUUACAGAUGUCUACAAAGCUUUAGACUCCCGAGAGAAUAAAGUUUGAGACCUACCAUGACCAUGUCAGCUAAUCGGACCUCUCCCCAGAAAUCCCUGGUCCUGGUUCCAGAGGAACGUGAUAAUUCAUAUGAGGGAUCGGUGUCCUUCAGGGAUGUGGCUGUAGAUUUCAGCAGAGAGGAAUGGCAGCAUCUAGACCUUGCUCAGAGAAACCUAUACCGGGAUGUGAUGCUGGAGACCUACAGUCACCUGCUUUCUGUGGGGUAUGAAGUUCCCCAACCAGAAGUUUUCAUGUUGGAGCAAGGACAGGAGCCAUGGGCAUUGCACCGUGAUCCACAUGAGAGCUGUCCAGAAGAAUUGUGGCAGAUUGGUGACCAGAUAGAGAGCUAUCAGCAAAGAGAAAACAAAUCUUUAAGAGAUGUUGCUUUCAUCAAGAAAAUUUUGACUACAAAGAAGGAUUAUGAAUAUAAGGACAUUAGAAAAAUAAUUCAUGUGAGCCAAAACAUUCUUUCACCAAAAAGACCCCACCAGUGUGACUCAUUUGGAAAUGCUUUGAAGUAUAAUUUAGAUUUACACAGUCAUUACAGAAACAGUGCAUCAAAGAACAUAAAUAAGAUUACUGAACAGAUUAAAAUUUCUUCCUAUACUGACCCUGAGUGUUCUCCAACAGGAGAGAAGUUAUGGGACCAUAAUCAAUGUGGGAAAAUCCUCAGCUAUAAACAAGCACCCUCUCAACAUCAGAAAAUUCAUACUGGGGAAAAAUCUUAUGAAUGUGCUGAAUUUGGAAAGAUCUUCACCCAGAAGUCACAGCUCAGGGUACAUCUGAAAGUUCAUACAGGAGAAAAACUCUAUGUGUGCAUUGACUGUGGCAAGGCUUUUGUAAAGAAGCCAGAAUUCAUUACACAUCAGAGAACCCAUACUAGAGAAAAGCCCUAUAAGUGCAGUGAAUGUGGAAAAGCUUUUUUCCAAGUAUCUUCUCUCUUAAGGCACCAGAGAAUUCACACUGGAGAAAAACUUUAUGAAUGCAGUGAGUGUGGGAAAGGAUUCUCUUAUAACUCCGAUCUCAGUAUACAUCAAAAAAUUCAUACUGGAGAGAGACACCAUGAGUGCACGGAUUGUGGCAAAGCAUUUACGCAAAAGUCCACACUCAAGAUGCAUCAGAAGAUUCAUACAGGUGAGCGAUCCUAUAUAUGUAUUGAAUGUGGACAGGCCUUCAUCCAGAAGACACACUUGAUUGCACACCGAAGAAUUCAUACUGGAGAAAAACCAUAUGAAUGCAGUAACUGUGGGAAGUCCUUCAUUUCUAAGUCACAACUCCAGGUACAUCAACGAAUUCACACAAAAAUGAAACCCUUUAUAUAUACGGAAUAUGGAAAGAUGUUCAACAAUAGUUCCAACCUCGUCACACACAAGAAAGUUCAAAUUAGAGAGAAAUCUUCCAUAUGUAAUGAAUGUGGUAAGGCGUUUACAUACAGGUCAGAACUGAUUAUACACCAGAGAAUUCACACUGGGGAAAAACCUUAUGAAUGCAGUGAAUGUGGAAAAGCCUUUACGCAGAAGUCAGCACUCACGGUGCAUCAGAGAAUCCAUACAGGAGAAAAAUCUUAUGUGUGCAUGAAAUGUGGACUAGCCUUCAUCCAGAAGGCUCACUUGAUUGCACAUCAAAUAAUUCACACAGGAGAGAAACCUUAUAAAUGUGGCCACUGCGGGAAAUCCUUUACUUCCAAGUCACAACUCCAUGUACAUAAACGAAUUCACACAGGAGAAAAACCUUAUACAUGCACUAAAUGUGGGAAGGCAUUCACCAACAGGUCAAAUCUUAUUACACAUCAGAAAACUCAUACAGGAGAGAAAUCCUAUAUAUGUCCUAAAUGUGGGAAGGCCUUCACACAAAGGUCAGACUUGAUUACACAUCAGAGAAUCCAUACUGGAGAGAAACCUUAUGAAUGUGGUACCUGUGGAAAAGCCUUUACUCAAAAGUCACACCUCAACAUACACCAGAAAAUUCAUACUGGAGAAAGACAGUAUGAAUGCCAUGAAUGUGGGAAAGCCUUCAACCAGAAGUCAAUACUCAUUGUGCAUCAGAAAAUUCAUACAGGAGAGAAACCUUAUGUAUGCAGUGAGUGUGGAAGAGCUUUCAUCCGGAAAUCAAACUUCAUUACUCAUCAGAGAAUUCAUACUGGAGAGAAACCUUAUGAAUGCAAUGAUUGUGGGAAAUCCUUCACCUCCAAGUCUCAGCUCCUGGUGCAUCAACCAAUUCACACAGGAGAAAAACCAUAUGUGUGUGCUGUGUGUGGGAAAGCCUUUAGUGGCAGGUCAAAUCUCAGUAAACACCAGAAAACUCAUACUGGAGAAAAGCCCUACAUCUGUUCUGAAUGUGGGAAGACCUUUAGACAGAAGUCAGAAUUGAUUAUACAUCACAGAAUUCACACUGGAGAGAAACCUUAUGAAUGCAGUGACUGUGGCAAAUCUUUCACUAAGAAAUCACAACUCCAAGUGCAUCAGCGAAUUCACACAGGGGAAAAGCCUUAUGUGUGUGCUGAAUGUGGAAAGGCUUUCACGGAUAGGUCAAAUUUGAAUAAACACCAGACAACGCACACUGGAGACAAACCCUAUAAGUGUGUAGUCUGUGGAAAAGGCUUCGUCCAGAAAUCUGUGCUCAGUGUCCAUCAGAGUAUUCACACUUGAGAGGAACGGUAUGAGAAAACUUCAGUGAGAUCAGGUCUGAUUGUACAUCAUUGAAUUUGUUCAGAAAAAUACGCAUAUUAUCAUAAGUAGAAAUACCCCAUCAAAAUGUCACACAUUACUCUAUCGAAGAGGGCCCUGAAUGAAGGGGGUCCUUCACAUAUUGUCACCAUCUUCAUUAAGCCUUGAGGCAUUCACACAGGAAGAAAAGUAAUUUUGUCAAUUUGGCAGAUUAGAAGAAGGCUUCUCCUGAAAAAUAUGAUGGAACAGGGCACCUGGGUGGUUCAGUUGUUUGAGCAUCCAGUUCUUGCUCUCAGCUCAGGUCUUGAUCUCAUGGUUGUGAGUUUGAGCCCUGCAUUGGGCUCCGCACUGGGCAUGGAGCCUACUUAAAUAUAUAUAUGAUGGAACAUUGUUACCAAAUUGUGCAGAGGAAAGUUUAUGUUAUGUUGUCUUAAUGAUAAUCCUGUUUACUGUGGAAUAGGUAAAGUGCCAACAAGUUGAAUGGUAGAACAACAUAAUAUAUACAAAUAAUGACAAACCCUAAGUUCUGUGAGAUGUUUGCUGCAGAACACACUGUCUAACAGUUUCAGGUGUGUUUUCAUUCUUCUGUUGAAUCUAACAUGGUUGUGUGUAUCCAACCCCCAUUGAGUAUUUCCAUCAAGAAAGAGAUAACUCAGUAAAAAAGUUCUUUAUGUAUAAGGACACAAACCUCAGAGUGUAUGUUGACCCAUUAUCCUCUAGCAUCAUGACUCAUAACACCCUUUAGCAUCUACCAGUGAAGUGUCUUUGACCCUUAUGAAUCCUUAGCACAUCAUCUUCUGACACCCAUAAGUGCAUUAGCGCUAAACACUGUCUGCUGACUGCCAUUAUCUCAUUUAGCUCCCAGCAUAGUGUUUUGUGAACUUCCACUAUCCUCAGAAGGUUUCUGAGGUAGAAUUUUUGGGUCAUUCUGGUCAACUUUUCAUCCAGUCUUCCUUUUGCUAUCAUAGUUCUUCCAGCUAAUUUGCCUUCCUUAAUGAGCUGACAUUUAUAAUAACAAGUCAGUAACUCAUAUUUUAAAAACCUCAACAUUUGUUCAUGUCUUCUCUGUGUCCAUCUUCAUGCCAUGGGCUCCACAAGCACCUUCUCCCCGUGUGCCUCAAACACAUCAGUUCGGGUCCUACCUCAGGGCCUUUGCACUCUCUGAAGCACAAGAUUCAUCAUAUCCAUUUGGUUAGCUCCCUCAUAUCUUCCAAUGGUACCUUUUCACAGAGGGCCCUAUGCUUUCCUGACUGGUUUAAAAUUUUGGCCCCUUCCCCUCUAUCCUCCUUCCUUCUCCAUAGCACUUACUGUCAUGAUGCCCUGUAUAUUUUACUUGUCUGUGGCUCCCAAACUAGAAUGUUUUUCCCUGUUUUGUUCUCCACUGUGAGCCUUGACCUGUGCCUGACACAACAGGCAUUACAUAAAUGCACAUUGUGGAGUUACUUCAUCACAGCUUCCCUUUGAUCUUUUCUAUAUUGCAGCAUAGGAUACUCCAGUGGGGAGAACCAACUUGUCUAAAAUACCAGGCUUUUUCAUCUCUAGCUUUUACCUGGGCUGUGCCUCCUUCCUGGCCCUAAAGCUGAAACAUCACCUUAAACCUUUUGGCCUGAUGCCAGCCGCUUUAAAGAAGGGAAAACCUAUAUGGUGGAAUUCCCACAUAUGCUUGGUGUUCCGAGAUUUCUUACCAUGUUUCAGAAAGCUCACAGUGAGCUCCAAAAUCAUUGCAGAAGAGCCUCACUUUGCCCUAGAAUGCACAACCUUACCCCACCCCAGACCCUUACUGCAUACCUACUCCUCGUGCUCUGACAGGCCCAAAGCUAAUAGUAUGAAGGGGCUGAAAGCCAAAGGGCAGACCGUCCUUGGACCUUAGGUGUCCAACCCAAGACUGGCAGCAGUGGCCUCUCAAAUGCAGGCAGAGGGUCUGAUUGAACACUUAGCUGCUGGGCAGCCAAACUGAACCAGCAGAAUGGUUCCUCCAGGUCAGCCCACUGGUAACAACUGGGAGUGGGAAAUAGUGGGGUUGUGUAGAGAUGCUCUUGCCUUUGUGAACAGCAUAGUGACUGAGGAUCGGGA